GAAAUGUUCCCUGAGAGCUGAACGUCCGACGUCACUACCGGCAGCGUAUGGGACGACACAAACAUGGAUACAAAUCGUACAGCAAAGCUUGAGUUUGCAGUGCAGAUGACAUGCGACAGUUGUGUGAAUGCAGUAAAGGAUGCCCUACAGAAAGAACCAGGAGUGCAGUCAGUGCACAUAGACCUGGCAAAGGAGGAGGUUUUGGUUGAAACUGCGCUAACAUCUCUGCAGGUCCAGAGUCUCAUCGAAAGCACAGGCAGGCGAGCUGUGCUGAAGGGAAUGGGCAGCUCAGAUACAGAUCUGGGCGCUGCUGUGGCGAUGCUAAGCGGUGCGGGACUAGUGCAGGGUGUGGUCCGUUUCUUGCAACUAUCACAAAGUCGCUGUUUAAUUGAUGGGACGAUUGACGGGUUGACACCUGGAGCACAUGGCCUGCAUGUGCAUGAAUUGGGGGACCUCACGCAGGAUUGCAUGAGCUGUGGAGAUCAUUUCAAUCCUUUCAGGAAACAGCACGGAGGUCCUCAGGACUCUGAGAGGCAUGUGGGGGAUCUAGGAAAUAUUACUGCUGGUCCUGAUGGCAGAGCUUCUUUCAGAUUAGAAGACUCACAAAUAAAGGUGUGGGAUGUGAUUGGCCGAUCUCUAGUGGUGGAUGCUGGGGAGGAUGAUCUGGGGCGUGGGAAUCACGCGCUGUCUAAAAUAACAGGAAACUCCGGGGAAAGGCUGGCAUGUGGAAUCAUUGCACGCUCGGCUGGGUUGUUUCAAAACCCAAAAACUAUUUGUGCCUGUGAUGGUGUCACACUGUGGGAGGAGAGAGAUCGGCCCAUAGCAGGGAAAGGACGUAAAGUCACCGACACACCAGCAGCUAAUCUUUAAUGGUGUGAGGAUCUGUCCUUCCCACACAUGAAGGACUGCAGAUGGAUGUGACUUGCAGGGAAACACACAAGAACAGGAUGAUUAAAAACGUAUCAUUUGAAAUG
Misgurnus anguillicaudatus (oriental weatherfish) is the source of this 974-nucleotide messenger RNA. It is a transcript of the gene ccs, whose product is annotated as copper chaperone for superoxide dismutase. NCBI's taxonomy places the organism in Eukaryota, Metazoa, Chordata, Actinopteri, Cypriniformes, Cobitidae. Gene Ontology annotation, biological process: superoxide metabolic process. Gene Ontology annotation, molecular function: copper ion binding. The record is from RefSeq and is a predicted model, not a curated record.